Molecule: messenger RNA, 489 nt
Organism: Brenthis ino (lesser marbled fritillary)
Lineage: Eukaryota; Metazoa; Arthropoda; Insecta; Lepidoptera; Nymphalidae
Source: the annotation of a GenBank genome assembly
AUGCGCAAUAACAACGCCCCUGCGGAAAGACUUGCUAUCACAGUAAGGUAUCUAGGAACUGGAUGGUCGUUCGAGGAGUUUAAACUGUCUUACCACCGUGGGGCGUUUACAGCUAGGACUAUCGGACAAGAAACAUGUCAACUAAUUUGGAACUGCUUGAAAGCCGUUUGUAUUCCGGAACCGACUCAAGACAUGUCGAUAGAAAUUGCCAGUGGAUUUCUUCAAAAUACAAAUUUUCCUGAUUGUUUAGAGGUCCACUCGUACGUUUGGCGUAAUUAUUUGUCUCGAGAAAAAUAUAAUGCCAAUGUAGCAGGAGUAAGAUUAAUGUCAGUUUUUAUACCUGGUUUACCUAAAAAAGCAAAAUUCUGUGGCUUGGUUGAUCCUAAGUUUCACUGGUACUCUAGAUCACACGACGAUGCAUCGUUCCCUGAUGCAGGAGGAUGUUUACCAGACACAGAUGACGACUCCGAAGAUGAAUCACUAUUUCUU